AUGCGAUAUCAAACCGGGGAACACGUCUUCAACGGCAGUACUUUUGCCAAUUUGGGAAACUUGUGUUGUAUUGAGUCGAAAGCGCCACAGAAUUUGCUGUUGAAUACCAUUGUCUUGUGUCGACCACAUCUCGACGGUAUGAUCACCGAAGGGGACAAUAAUUUCAGCGUAGGUCAGCGCCAAUUGGUGUGUUUGGCCAGAGCUAUACUGCGGGACAAUCGGGUACUGGUGUUGGACGAGGCGACCGCUAAUGUGGACCACAAAACCGAUUCAUUGAUUCAAAACACAAUUCGCCAUAAAUUCAAUGAUUGCACUGUCAUUACAAUCGCUCACAGACUCAACACAAUCAUCGAUUCCGAUAGAGUUAUCGUUUUAGACGCGGGAGAGAUGGCAGAGAUGGGAGUGCCGUACGAACUGUUGGCUAAUAGUGAGGGUGUGUUCACUAAACAGGCGGGAAGAAUAUGGCACUCAAGUUGACACAAAUGGCCAAAGAAUACUAUGAAUACAAAUCCGGUGUUAAUCUUAUGGAAACCGAUUGCGAGUCCAACUCAACCACAAGUGAUC
This is a messenger RNA of Medioppia subpectinata, 564 nucleotides long. Lineage: Eukaryota; Metazoa; Arthropoda; Arachnida; Sarcoptiformes; Oppiidae. The record is from the annotation of a GenBank genome assembly.